AGCGCAAUGUUGUUUUCUCCUACUUGUUGUGCCCACAAUUAACAACGAAUGGACGAGACAGCAAUGCCGUCAUUUUCCAUUACAUGUUGGAGCAGCCCCGUUCGUCACCUAAGUUUACUCAGGGGAGAAUCAAGAUUUAUCAUCUGAACAAACAUGACCAUUCCGAAAAUUGGUUUGUGGGAAGUCGUGUAUUGAUAUCCGGAGUGUUUGAGCUCCCCCCACCAUGGCAAGCCGCACGCUACACGAAUAAUUACAUUAGCGCACCGCUUCAUUUGAUUUAUGAUCGUUGUAUACUAGAACCGCGCAAGCUUGAUCAGAGUGUUAAACAAUCAAGUAAGGAAAAUCGACAUUGUUUCAGCCGAAAACAGGGAAAGCGGUCGUGGAGCAGGUCCAUCUCAAAAUGGACACACGGUGGCAGGAGGCGGGUAGUUGUGCGUCACAUAGUUAUUGUCAGAGUUGGUGGCAACCCACGUCUGGUGGCGAAACUGAUUACGCAAUCGCCAAUCAAACCCAUGUCACUGACUGAGAGCGGCGAACACCACAUUAUCUCACUCCACUACUGGCACCCUGUUGGAUCAGGGUUGUCUCGCGCUUUAGUAUUUCUUUUCAGCUUGGAUUUCAAGUGUUCGUUAUGGAUGUUCGCUUCUCAAUUCCCUUCACCCAUAUUAUUCAUCCGAGCAUCAAACUAAAUUCGGACUGAAUGGCGUCCGAAACUGUUUGAAGAAUCAUUCUCGCAUGCAACGCAUCUAAAAAUCCAGUUUCGCCAUGGACAGUGGCACCCACCUUCGGCUCGGAGCGACUAAUCCUUCCGGACAAGCUUCUAGUUCUCAGGACGCUAGCUAUGAAGGGUUAUGACUGGGGUAUAACAUGGCAGCAUGUUUAUUGGAAUUGAAUGGUAGAUU
Messenger RNA from Cantharellus anzutake, 902 nucleotides. RefSeq lists its product as uncharacterized. The transcript is spliced from 3 exons. The record is from RefSeq and is a predicted model, not a curated record. The coding region runs from base 84 to 689 and encodes 201 amino acids. Lineage: Eukaryota; Fungi; Basidiomycota; Agaricomycetes; Cantharellales; Hydnaceae.